Abrus precatorius (Indian licorice) is the source of this 2463-nucleotide messenger RNA. Its product is annotated as DEAD-box ATP-dependent RNA helicase 7-like. The record is from RefSeq and is a predicted model, not a curated record. The coding region runs from base 80 to 2197 and encodes 705 amino acids. NCBI's taxonomy places the organism in Eukaryota, Viridiplantae, Streptophyta, Magnoliopsida, Fabales, Fabaceae. Gene Ontology annotation, molecular function: ATP binding; RNA binding; helicase activity. The transcript has 15 exons.
UUCCGCUGCAACCCACGGCAUCCGAAGCAGGAGAGUAAUAUCAUAACCUAAUCAAAGCACCGUUUCGUUCCCUUCCGCCAUGCCGUCUCUUCUUCCUCUCAACGACGCCGUUCCGUGCGAGACCCCCAAAGACAAGUCAACGAAGAAGAAGGACAAAGGGAAGAAGAGCAAGUCCCCCAACGGUGCCGUUUGGGAACCAGAAUCUCUGAGUCCGAAGAACAAGAGCAAGAAGCGCAAGAAGAGUUUUGAUGAAGAGGAGCAGCAGAAGAGCGAGACUAGCUCGGAGCUCGUGGAGCCCACUGAGGAGGAAGCUUUGAAAUCGGAAUUGAAUAGUAAUAAUAAGAAGAGGAAUAAAAAAACGAAGCUUGCAGAAGAAGAAGAGGUUUCGAAGGAGGAGGAUUCGAAUGCGGUUUCCAAGUUUAGGAUAUCGGAACCGUUGAGGGUGAAGUUGAAGGAGAAGGGGAUCGAAACACUGUUCCCCAUUCAGGCCAUGACCUUCGACACCAUUCUCGAUGGUUCCGAUUUGGUUGGUCGCGCUCGCACUGGUCAGGGUAAAACUCUGGCCUUUGUGUUGCCCAUAUUGGAGUCUUUAACAAAUGGUCCGGCCAAAGCUGCGAGAAAGACUGGCUAUGGGAGGCCUCCGAGUGUACUUGUGCUUUUACCUACUAGGGAAUUGGCCAGUCAGGUUCAUACUGAUUUUGAAGUUUAUGGUUCGGCGAUGGGAUUGACUUCUUGCUGUUUAUAUGGUGGAACUCCAUAUCAUACUCAAGACAUUAAGCUCAAGAGAGGUGUUGAUAUUGUGAUUGGAACACCAGGUCGUGUAAAGGAUCAUAUCGAGAGGGAAAACCUUUACCUGGGCCAUCUAAGGUUUCGUGUCCUUGAUGAAGCAGAUGAGAUGCUGAGGAUGGGCUUUGUUGAAGAUGUUGAACUUAUCCUAGGAAAGGUAGAAGAUGUUGGUAAAGUUCAGACGCUUCUUUUUAGUGCCACUUUGCCAAACUGGGUUAAGCAUAUUUCUGCAAAGUUUCUGAAACCAGAUAAGAAAACUGCUGAUCUUGUUGGGAAUGAGAAGAUGAAGGCUAGCACCAAUGUUAGGCAUUUUGUUCUUCCAUGUCACAGUUCUACCAUGUCCCAAAUUAUACCUGACAUUAUUCGCUUUUAUAGCAGUGGAGGCCGGACAAUUGUAUUUACUGAAAAGAAGGAGACUGCUUCUGAGUUUGCCGGGCUGUUGCCUGGAGCAAGGGCUCUCCAUGGGGACAUACCUCAAUCACAACGGGAGGUCACGUUGGCAGCUUUUAGAUCUGGGAAAUUCAUGACAUUGGUAGCCACAAAUGUGGCUGCAAGAGGUCUAGAUAUUAAUGAUGUUCAGUUGAUUAUCCAGUGUGAGCCUCCACGUGAUGUAGAAGCCUAUAUUCAUCGAUCUGGACGCACAGGAAGAGCUGGUAAUACUGGAGUUGCUGUAAUGCUUUAUGAUCCCAGAAAGGGGUCAAAAAUAGGUCAAAUUGAAAGGGAAUCGGGUGUGAAAUUUGAACGCAUAACUACUCCUCAGCCUGAUGAUAUUGCCAAAGCUGCUGGUGUGGAAGCUGCUGCUGGAGUGAUUAACCAAGUAUCUGACAGUGUGAUUCCUGCAUUCAAGCCUGCUGCCGAGGAGCUUUUGAACAACUCCGGUUUAUCAGCUGUUGAAUUACUUGCAAAAGCUCUUGCUAAGGCUGCUGGUUUUACUGAGGUAAAGAAAAGAUCAAUUCUGACUUCCAGGGAGGAUUAUGUUACGUUACUUCUUCAAAUUGGAAGACCUAUGUUCUCUCCAAUGUUUGCACUUGGAGUCCUGAAGAGAUUCUUGCCCGAGGAGAAGGUUGAGUCAGUGCAGGGUCUGUCUUUCACUGCAGACGGAAAUGGUGCUGUUUUUGAUAUACCAGCCAAAGAUUCGGAUUUAUUUCUUAAUGGUUCGCAGAAUUCUGCUGGUGUAAGCCUAGAGUUGGUAACAACAUUGCCACCUUUGAAAGAAAGGGACCCUCCGAGAGGGGCUAGAUUUGGCGGUGGUCGUGGGUUUAACGAUAGAAGUGGUGGGAACAGGUUUUCCUGUGGAAGAGGUGGUGGAUUUUCUAGUCAGAGUAAUAGGUUUUCAAAUGGUUUUAAAGGUGGGAGAGGUAAUGGAAACAGAGGCCGAUAUGGGGGGCAAAGGAGUUUCAGGGACUUCUGAGUGUUGUCUUCGCUCAGCAUGUUCGUUUGAGCAUAACUGCAGCCUUCACCAAUAUAACCAUCGGCCACGUUUAAUUAGAUUUAUUGCCAUGUUAUUGUUAAAACCUUGCCCCCCUCUCAAUUUUGUUCAGCAUCUGAACCCUACACGAGUGUUUGUUUAUAUAGUUUGCUAUUUAUAUUCAGUUAUUCCAUUGAUCUCAAUUUUGAUAGGGAAGUGUAAGAAGUAGGUCUUUAUAUUAUGCAUGAGCCAAGCAAGGAAAAUAUUUU